GGCACUCACCAAGGGCGAUAACAGCAGGACCCAUAGCUACAGCUACUGUAAAACUGAGUCAAAAUGACCUCCACCGGAAUGAACAUGAUGGGCAAGAUCACCUUCUACGAGGAAAGGAACUUCAUGGGACGUUCCUAUGAGUGUAUGAACGACAUGUCCGAUAUCUCCUCCUACAUGUCCCGCAGCCAAUCCUGCAGGGUGGAGAGAGGUUGCUUCAUGGUCUACGACCGCACCAACUACAUGGGUAACCAGCACUUCAUGAGGAGGGGCGAGUACGCCGACUACAUGAGCAUGUUUAACUGGAGCGACAGCAUCAGGUCCUGCCGUAUGAUCCCCAUGCACAGAGGAAGCUACAGGAUGAGGAUCUACGAGAGGGAGAACUUCGGUGGCCAGAUGCACGAGAUGAUGGACGACUGUGACAACAUCAUGGAUCGUUACCGCAUGAACAACUGCAUGUCCUGCAACGUGAUGGAGGGCCACUGGCUGAUGUAUGAGCAGCCCAACUACAGAGGCAGAAUGAUGUACAUGAGGCCUGGCGAGUACAGGAACUUCCAGCAGAUGAUGGGAGGCAUGGGAGGCAUGGGAAGCAUGGGCAACAUGAGGUUCAUGAGCAUGAGGCGCAUCAAUGACUCUUUCUACUAGACAGUAUUUCUAAAUGUGCCGAAAUGAAGAUAUCAAUAAAGCCAUGAUUUCGAAAACAAAA
Molecule: messenger RNA, 703 nt
Organism: Hypomesus transpacificus
Lineage: Eukaryota; Metazoa; Chordata; Actinopteri; Osmeriformes; Osmeridae
Product: gamma-crystallin M2-like
Exons: 3
Coding region: 64-642 (192 amino acids)
Biological process (GO): visual perception; lens development in camera-type eye
Molecular function (GO): structural constituent of eye lens
Source: RefSeq, a predicted model, not a curated record